Molecule: messenger RNA, 507 nt
Organism: Metarhizium album ARSEF 1941
Lineage: Eukaryota; Fungi; Ascomycota; Sordariomycetes; Hypocreales; Clavicipitaceae
Product: thioesterase family protein
Exons: 2
Coding region: 1-507 (168 amino acids)
Molecular function (GO): fatty acyl-CoA hydrolase activity
Source: RefSeq, a predicted model, not a curated record
AUGGCCGUCGACAAGAAGUACCAAGAUCUCCUCGACGAUCCCAUAGAGCGAGCCAAGGCUUGGCUCACCAAAGACGACGACGACCGCUGGAAGGCCGGGGAAUGGAUGUCCAAGCUCCUCCCUCACCUCACCGUCUCAGCCGCCAGUCCUGACGCCCCAGCGCCGUCCGUCACCUUCGCCUUCACCUGUCUCGAGGAGCACUGCAACCGCCUGGGCAACCUCCACGGCGGCGCCGCCGCCACCCUCUUCGACCUGUGCACCACCCUGUCCCUGGCGCUCAUCAACAGGCCCGGGUUCUGGCAGUUCCUCGGCGUCACCCGCAACCUGAACGUGACCUACUUUCGGCCCGUGCCCGUGGGCGAAGAGGUCGUCAUCGAAUGCGAGGCCCUGCAGGUCGGCAAGAGGCUGGCGACCCUGAAGGGGGUCAUGAAGCGCAGGCGAGAUGGCGCCAUCGUGAGCAUCGCCGAGCACCUCAAGGCAAACAUUGACCCGGAGCCAAUGCUUUGA